Molecule: messenger RNA, 432 nt
Organism: Diprion similis
Lineage: Eukaryota; Metazoa; Arthropoda; Insecta; Hymenoptera; Diprionidae
Exons: 4
Coding region: 1-432 (143 amino acids)
Cellular component (GO): nucleus
Source: RefSeq, a predicted model, not a curated record
AUGGAGGAGCAGCAGGCAGAAAUGGAGAUUAAUAAACAGAAAAUCGUGGACGAAUGGGCGAAAUUAGAAGCCAAACAGGAUUUUAUGAGCAAUCAUCCCGAGCUGACGUCAGGGAAAUUUUCAUCUUCAUUCACCGUCAAACAUGCCCAAAACUUGUGGGCUGAAGUCACUGGAAAACUCCACGAAAUCCCAGGUGCCUUCAAAACUUGGCAGCAAUGGCGAAAAACCUGGCAGGACAUUCGAUCAAAAGUGAAAGCAAAAAAUACAAUGCUGAAAAAUCACAGAAAUGCUACCGGUGGAGGACCAGUGUCAAAUGAAACACUGACGCAAACAGACGAAAACGUCAUGGCGAUCAUGGGAACAACAGUCAUAGAUGGGCACGAUGGCAUUGCUGAAUCAAGCGUUGAAUUUGCUCAGUACAGGUUGGGAUAA